AUGGUGACAACAUUCAUCUAUAACCACACGUAUAUUGUGAGUCUCAUGAAAAAAUAUACUGGUGGUAGAGAUAUUGUUCGUCCUGGUCUUACCCGAUUUGCAACACAAUUUCUACAACUUCAAGCAAUUUAUGGUAAAGAAAAUAAAGGACAGGGAUAUGAAGCAAGAAAAAUCGUUAUGAGUAGAGACUUUUGGAGUAAGGCUAAUGACAUAUUGAAAGUAUUUGAGCCAUUUGUAAAAGUCUUGAGACUGGUUGAUGGUGAUGAGAAACCAACAAUGGGUUUCAUAUAUGACGCCAUUGAUCGAGCAAAACAAGCCAUUCAACAAAAUUCACGUUAUCAUUCCAAAUAUAAUGAUAUCAUUGACAAGCGUUGGAAAUUCAUGCAUUCUGACCUUCAUUCUGCUGGUUAUUUUCUUAAUCCACAAUUUCAAUAUGGAAUCGAUCAUGGAAAAGCUGUGUAUAAAGAAACAUUUAAUGGAACAAAAAAUGUAAUCACGAAGCUAGAAAGAAACAUGGAUGAUCAAAUCAAAGCUCUAAACCAACUAACACUUUUUAGAGAAAAGAGUGAAACAUUUGGUACGCCUAUAGCUCAAAAAUCUUGGUCUAAGAUGGAUGCAGUUAAAAUACAAGAAUACCAUGGUUCAUGCGCUCCUAAACUUCAACGUUUGGCUAUGAAAGUUGUCAGUCAAAUAACCUCUACGACAAAAUGUGAGAGGAAUUGGAGUACAUUUAGCUAUAUCCACACAAAGACAAGAAAUAGAUUGAAGUACAAAAAAUUGCAUAAGCUUGUCUUCACACAUGACAACAUGAAAUUGAGAAUGAGGGAUAAAUUAAGAAAGAGUCAGGAAGAAAUAGAAGCAAAGUUUGAUCUGAUAAAUCUUGACUAUAUAUUUCAAGAAGAUCCAUUAUCUCAUUGGAUAGACGAGAAGGAAAAUCCAUUAUUGGAUGGAGUUCAAAAUGAAGAAUGGUUGCGGAUAGUUGAUACAGAUGAUGAAAAUGUUGAUGAUAAUAGUGAAUCUAAUGAAAGUGGUGGUGGUUUAAGCCCACCAAGAGGUAAUAGUGGUGAUGGAGGUGGUAAUGAAGUGGCUAAUGAAGGUGAGAGAGGAAGUGAAGGCGGUGAAGAUGAAGGAGAAGAUGAUGAUCAAUUAGAACUUGAUCCAUAUCAUGAAAUACUACCAGGUUAUAGGCGUUAUAGGAACUUGAAUGAUAUGGUUCGGGCUGAUAACUCACUACUUGAGAUAAGAGGAAAUGUGUCACAAUCUGGAAGAAAGGUGAAAAGAAAACAAAAUGUUCCACUUGAAGAUUCUUCCUCUUCUAGUAUUGCUAAUAGUUUUAGUGAUUUUGGGAUUGGCGAUUCUUCACAAGGUAGUCAACAAUCUUAUCCACCUAUUUACCAAUAUCCAUAUUUCAACUCUAAUAACCAAUAUCCUAUUGAUCAAGCUCCUUCGUAG
This is a messenger RNA of Vicia villosa (hairy vetch), 1452 nucleotides long. RefSeq lists its product as uncharacterized. Gene Ontology annotation, molecular function: protein dimerization activity. The record is from RefSeq and is a predicted model, not a curated record. NCBI's taxonomy places the organism in Eukaryota, Viridiplantae, Streptophyta, Magnoliopsida, Fabales, Fabaceae. The coding region runs from base 1 to 1452 and encodes 483 amino acids. The transcript has 5 exons.